AUGGCUUUUCUGGUUGCGGUUGGCGCUAGAAGGGCAGCAUCGCGCCUCGCAAGCCUUCCUCGGGCACCGCUGCGGCUUGCUGGUGCUGGGCUGCCUUACGUCAGACAUUUCUCUCGGGAUAGUUGGGAGACUACCGAUGAUGUUGACUUGGACAGCGUAGCCUAUGGCUUCAUGGCGUCACAGGCGCUUUUCUCUGGCCUUGAGAUCGGAGUCUUUGACAAGGUAGCAGCUGCUGGAGAAGGUGGAUGCAACAUCGAAGCGCUGGAGAAGGCUUGUGGAGUGGACGGUCCGAGAUUGAAAACCUUGCUGACGGCAUUGACUGCAGUGAAAUGCCUUCGUCGCAGCGAAGAUGGCUUGUACAAGUUGUCGCCGAACACAGCAAAGUUCAUGGUCUCGGGAUCCAAGCAGUACUAUGGUGACUACUUGCAGUACCAGAUUGGGCGGCAGUUCUACCAUCGCAUGGGUGCUCUUCCAGAAGUGAUGAAGAGUGGGAAGGCUCCAAGUUAUGCGUCGUGGUUUUCUGACCCGGAGGUGGCCAAGACCUACACGCAGGCUCAGCACAACGGAUCCGUAGCAACCGCCAAGUACUUGGUGAAGAAGAAGCUGCAGUUGGGGGGAAUUAGCGACAUGCUGGAUGUGGGAGGCGGAUCUGGUGCAUUCUCAUACGUCUUCACCGAGGCAACGCCAGGGCUCAAGUCAACAGUCUUGGAACUGCCUGAGGUUUGCCGAACAGGAGAGAGCAUCAAGACCCAGCAGUCCCAGGAUAUUCAGGACCGCGUCAACUUUGUCGAACUUGACGCUACAAGUCCAGACUGGCCGGUCAGCGACAGCAGUUUUGACAUCGUGCUGAUGUCCUACAUCAGCGGCUCUGUGCCGGAGAGUGUCAUUCUGCCUUUGUACAAGAAUGCCUUCAAGGUGCACGGUGUGAGAAGAUUCAAUGCUGUUCGCUACUGCAAGCUUCGCGGAGCAACGCACUGUCAAAUCAACAACAUGCUGCCCAGUACGCAGUAUCGCGGGAAUGGCAACAACUGUUCCGUGCUCUAG
Effrenium voratum is the source of this 1044-nucleotide messenger RNA. The record is from the annotation of a GenBank genome assembly. NCBI's taxonomy places the organism in Eukaryota, Dinophyceae, Suessiales, Symbiodiniaceae.